This is a messenger RNA of Hyla sarda, 786 nucleotides long. RefSeq names its product nicotinamide N-methyltransferase-like. Bases 1 to 786 code for a protein of 261 amino acids. Gene Ontology annotation, molecular function: N-methyltransferase activity. Gene Ontology annotation, cellular component: cytosol. The transcript has 3 exons. The record is from RefSeq and is a predicted model, not a curated record. NCBI's taxonomy places the organism in Eukaryota, Metazoa, Chordata, Amphibia, Anura, Hylidae.
AUGGAUUCCGGCUCCCGUAAGAUCUAUCAUGUUCACGGAUUUGAUUCCAGACAAUAUCUGGAGCAUUACCUGUCAGAUAAACCCGAUAUGGCCUUUGGAGACGAUACCUUAAAAUUCCCCAUUGAAAAUCUUACAAACAUCUUCACAAGAGGUCACAUUAAAGGAGAUGUCCUGAUUGACCUCAGCACUGGUUCCUUUGUCCAUCAUCUCUAUGCCGCCUGUGAGUUUUUCCAACAUAUCAUAGUCCUGAAGGCCAGUGAUGGAUGUAUCAUGGAGCUGAAAAGAUGGCUGGACUCACGUACAGGAGCAUUCGAUUGGAGUCAUGUCACAAAACUUCAUGUAGAGAUACAAGGGAACAGUGACCAAUUUCAGGACAAAGAAGAAAAAGUGAGAUCAGCAAUUCCCCAUGUUGUGAAAUGUGACCUUGAGAAGGAAAAUAUGACGGAUCCGAUAGUCUUACCACCAGCAGAUUGUAUUAUCAGCGCUGUGCUCCUAGAUGUUGUCUGCAAAGACCAAGAUGACUAUAGGAGAUAUCUCAGGAAGUUCUCAGGGUUGCUGAAACCUGGAGGACACAUGAUAUUAAUUGGGGGUUUUGGUACAACAUAUUACACAGUAGGGAAAGAAAAGUUCCAAGCUCUCACAUAUGAUGAAGAUUUUGUCAGAAAAGCUCUAGUUGGAGAAGGAUUUGUUCUUGAUUCAUUUGUAACUAAGAAGAGAACGGCUGUGAGUGACCUUACUGACUAUAAGGAUUUGAUAUUUGUGGCAGCUCACAAGGAGAAGGUCUGA